Messenger RNA from Stomoxys calcitrans (stable fly), 7153 nucleotides. Its product is annotated as mucin-2. Bases 731 to 5608 code for a protein of 1625 amino acids. Lineage: Eukaryota; Metazoa; Arthropoda; Insecta; Diptera; Muscidae. The transcript is spliced from 7 exons. The record is from RefSeq and is a predicted model, not a curated record.
UUACUUAGGACGCAGGCGGUUUCCAUACGUUCAGUUUCUUUAUGAAACGCAAUCGAUGCAGACGCAUUCAAACGGGAAAUAAAGCGAGUUGCUGUAUAAAAAAAAAAGUUGUCUCAGAAAAAACUAAAAAAAAUACUGAAAUUCCAAAAAAAGAGAUUACCAAAAAAAUUUCCACAAAACAACCAAAACGUUGGCGGAUAAUUAGAAAAAAAGGAAACAACAUUUUUGGUGUAUGUUAUGAAAUAGAAAUUAAAUAAUUUCCUGUUCUUAAGCCACAGUGAAACAUAAACAGAACAGUGAUUAAAAUUUGAAAGAAAAAAAAUAAGAAAGCCCCUUAAUUGGAUUGACAAAUUUUCUUUAAAAAAAGCAUACAAAAUAGCCAAGCAAAAAAGGAAUACAGUGAAAUUAAUUUAAAGUGUUUGAAAGGAAAUAAGACCCCUUUUGCUGAAAUUCAAAAUCGAAUGCCAAGGCAAUAGUGAAAUUUAUUUGCUAACAAUUUUUUUUUUAAUUAAAUUUCAUACCCGUUCGAGUGCUGAGCUUUGAUUGAUCAUUUGAGUGUUACCAAUUUGCUGCUUAACUUUUCGUUAAACAAUUCAUCAUCAAAAGAAACCCAAGGAGGAGGAGCACAAUAAAAAGAAACAAAACUCACAGUUUAUUUUGAACAAAACUCCAAAACAAACACUUUUUGUUCGUUCCAAAACAAUUGUUUUCGUUAUUUUAUGGCUUUACAAUGACGAGACACCUGCAAUUUGUAUGUGCCACUGCCUGCCUAUGGCUUCUGGCCUCGGCCCAACAUUCCUCAUCGCUGGACAAAUGGUCGCGACAACUGGAGCCCACGGAUCCCGGUGUAUCGGAUAGCUUCGAUUGGGUGCCUUUGGCUCAACCUGCCGAAAGUACCACCAAAGAUCGUUCGGGCAAUGGACGUGUGCUCACCUACUCUCAGACAUUCCCGCCCAGUGCCAAAUUUGCCGAUUUGGGCAAGGGUGGCUUUAAUGGCCCCCAAUCUCAGAAACCGGCACCCUUUGAUUAUCCUCCCUUUCAGUUCCAAAGUUUUGGUAAUGCCCCACCACAAACUCAACCCUUAAGGCAAUCAAAUGGCCCGCUGAGAAAUCAGGAUCCAACAUCACAAUCCUUCUUUAAAUUUGAAAUGCCCUUCAACCAACAGAAUUCACGACCAUCUCCUCUGUCCUCUUCGGGUGUAAAUACAGGCUAUCAAAUUUCACAUGCCUUUGGCGGAGGUGCCCAGGCCACACUCUUCAAUUCGCCUUUGUUCAAUCAACAACCCGCUUUUCCUGCCGAAUUUCAUCCUUUACCGCAGAAGCCUUUCACCCAACCUUUGCAACAGAAACCGUUUACUCAACAAAAUGUCAUAGACGACUCCUUGUCCCUGAAGAAUUUCUUCAAGGAGAACAAACCCUUGUCUCAACCAACUUCGUCGCCUUUGCAAGCGGUAACACCUCAAGUUUUCCCCGCUAAUCCACCAGCUGAACAAAACUUUGCACUGAGAUCUCCCUUCAGUGGACUGCCCUCGGCACCUUCAGGUGCUGCCCCUGGCCAGGACGGACAAUUUCUGUAUGUGCCCUAUAAUGAUGUCUAUAACUUCCCAGCUCCACAAUCCCAGCCCUCGGUGCAACAACAGCCACAGACCCAAAACCUCUUUGAACAGCCCAACAAGUUCAACGCAAACUUGCCCACCGUAAAUCCCUACCAAAUCAAUCAAUUCUAUACCCCAGAUCCCAUAGCCCCGGGAGUACAACAGCAGGCGGUGGGAACUCUGUUCUCAAGCACUACAUCCAAACCCCAGACCACCUCACUUAAGCCCUCGAAUAUCUUCCAAAACUUUGCCAGUCCCCCAUUCACCACUGCAGCUCCAACAAAACCCAAACCAAAGGCUCAUCAACCUGCUCUGGCCAUGUUCCUGUAUCGUGCUUCGGCUAGACCCUCACAAACCGAUGUGGUUGAAGCCUUGGCUUCCUCAAAAAGCAUAGCUGUCAUUGAUGCUCCCAAUCAAAACACCCCUGACAUUUUUGUGGGUCCUGCCGGUAUGCCCACACCCAAUGGUUAUACGAAAUUCGAUUUGCCCUAUCUAUCGCAAUUGCAAAGUGGUGGCCAAGAUAUUAAUGACAUACCCUACUUUGUGGCUCCUUUGAGUUACCGCACUCCCGGUGGUUUCAAUAAAAUUCUGCUGCCAGAACCCCAUGUGGGCUCCAUUGUGGUCAAUUUGGCCAAACAACGUCCAGCAACCACACAACAAUCGAAUGUCUACUAUCAGCCACAGUUGCAGGAUAUUCCAGCGACAACACAACGUCCACGUACCUCCACCCAGGCUAAUGUUCUCUUCCAACCCCAUUAUCAGGAAGUUCAAACCUCAACACAUCGUCCACGCACUUCCACACAGAGAGUGAAAGGUGGAGCUCCCAGCCGAGGCAACAAGUACAGCUAUUACCUAGAUCAAGAUGCCAUACAAGAGGUGUCCUCUCCGCAGAUCCCCGCACAGAAAGAGCGUCCCAAGAAGAAACGCCCACAAUCGUCAAAGGUCGAACAACCCCUGUUUGGUGGACAGCAGCAGUUAAGCAAUCCCUAUGCCCAAUUCAAUCCCAUACCCAAUCAAAUCACACCCGAUGAAUACUACAAGUUGGCCACCAAACCCAGCAGCACCUCAUCGACAAGCACAACUUCGACGACCAGUACCACCACUUCAACUACCUCGACCACACCUCCUCCUCAGACCUAUUUUACUUAUAAUACCCAAGCUGAAGAAGACUAUUCUAGCCAUCUGUACUCCAACAAUGGAGCUGCGGCACAAGAGGAUAAACCACGAUUGACCACCAGACCGCCGUCCUAUACCACAACUCCCGAAGAAGAGUAUCGCAUGAAACAAUACUAUCGCCAGCAAGAGGCCAUACGCAACCGUCCCAAACCGGUGCCCCAAACCAAUCCCACAGGCUACGAUCAAGUCCAAUACACCCCGGUUAACUUUGAGUACGAAGUUUCGCCUAAAACCACCACCGUCAAGCCUCGCAUUACCUUCUAUACCCCUACGGUGGGUCCAGCGCCUGACGAUGAGGAUUAUCCCAACACUUUACCUCCCAAACAGCAACAAUCGACUGGCAACCACUUGCCCGCCAACCAUCGUCCUUCUUAUGUUCAAAAUGAAAUCACCGACAGUCCGGUGGAAUAUGAUCCCAAUCCUUAUCAAUUGCCUUCUGAGUUGCCCUCAUUGACACCCAAUCUACCAGGCUUGGUCAAUAAUCUCAAGGAUAUGAAGGAACAGCAAAAUACCGAAGCCGAACAACAAACCACAGCCACCCCAAGCUAUGAGCCGGAGACUUCGACACCAAGACCAUCGCGCCGUCCCUUGACACGAGUAAGAAAACCCACCAAAGCCAGUUACCAAGAGGCUGACAACGAUAGCGAGACCGUAACCAGAAGGCCGGCCACACGUGUCAGACGUCCAUUUGGAACCCGCAACUCUGUGGCCUCAGCCAUUACCACCAAUUUGGAGAAUGAAGUAUCCUCAACCACUACCAGAAGACCUACAGGCUCCCGCAAACCCCUGAUACGCAAUCCCAAUCGCAUUCGCUAUCAACCCACUCCUGAGGAAAGACAGACCUUAAGAAUCAAACAAAGAAAGAAGUACCAAGGCUCUUCCAAGGUGGUGGAACAAACCGAGGACCUCGACUAUCAGCGUGAUGUUUUGAAGCAAAAUUACCCCGUCUUCAGACCCGGCAGUGGCACCCGCAUACCCAGCAGUCCCUCGGCCAGACCCAGUUCAUAUGACUUUACUACAACCGAAGCACCCACCUCGGAAACACAACAAGUCUACACGGUGACGCCCAGCAAUCACAUAGACAAUGAACAGGUCUUCCCUGCUGGCCUUUUGGAACCUAUGCAAAUAGCCCAACAAUAUAGUCCCUAUAAGGACAACUAUGGCCCCGGUUACUUCCCCAAUCAGGAAGAUCUCAAUCCCACGGAGCCUGUAAGAAAUGAAAUCAAUCCAGUGUAUACCACCUAUCCCAGUACGACAGUGGCACCACCUACAACGACAACUACAGAGGCAACUACAACGACGACUACGACUACAACAACCACAACUGAAGCUCCAGUGGUGAUUACCACAAGGCGUUCACCAUUUGUGAGGAGAAAUUAUCCACGCAUUAGGACCACAACGACAGAGACACCAACCACAACAACACCUGCUGCCGAGGAUAGACCAUCGAUCCGCAAUCGCCUGCCACCUCGCAAAGUCAUUAAAGUUCGCACACGCAAUCGUCGUCCCUUGCACCCGGCCUCCUCAACACCAGCACCAGAAGAGGAGAAUGAGCCCACUGAGGAACCCAAGCAAAAUUAUCGCAAAUUGAAUCGUUUCAAUCAGGAUCUUUAUGAUAAUGAGACCCCCAGACGUCGUUAUAAACAAAAAUUCCAAUUGGAAGGUCAGGAAUCACAAUGGUCUCCAGCGGUCAAACUUGGACCCAGCAACAAUUUCAAGCCAGUCAAUCCCAAGGACCAUAGCGUUAACAAACACAAAUUCGAAGAAGAGCCUGAAAUUGUUACCAUGGGACCUAAUGGUGAGGGCCAGGAUAACUAUGAGGUCCGAGUGUCGGCAAAUCUGUCACCUUCUAUGGGAACCAAUGCUGCCAAGCCACAAAUGAAGGAACCUAAUUUGAAACCUGAGAAAUCCUUUGCAGAACUUCUAGAAGAAGUCAUGGGAAAGGCACCUGAGGACAAAGCAGCCGAAGUAACCACCGAAGCAGCAUCAGAUGGCACCCUUUUCGAAUCCCAAAAAACAACCAUAGCCAAUCGUCUGAAUCGUCGUGGAAAAUGGAAGAAGACUCGCAUUGUGUCCGCCCAUAAUAAUGGGGAAAGUUUCGAAACUGCAGAAUCACAAAGUUUGGGCUCCCAAAUAUUCAACAACCUGCAGAGUAAGGAAAAAACCCAAAGCCCAGUGGAUGUAACAAAGGAUUGGAAGACCACCACACCCAUGACAACAGCUGCGGAAAUUAAUGCCAUGUAUACAUUGGGUAGCACAACCCCCAUUCCUAUGAGUUCCAUGGAACAAUAUGGUCUGACCACAGCAAAACCCGAGGAAGCUUACACCACCACAUUUGCUCCCACCAUGCCCAUGAAUACUGAUGAGGCUGAAGAUGAAAUGAGAGAAAGCACCACCACAGAAAAACCUCAUUAUGCGGAGGAAGAGGAAAGUGCCACCCGACGCAUGGAUAACGCAGCCAUGGAGGAAGAUUUAGAAAUUCAACCCAGCCUAUUUUCUGAAGUGAAAAAGCAGCUACAUGAGCUAUUCUCAAUUGAGGAAAGCGAUGAUACAGCGGUAACGGCAGCUUUGGCUGCAGUGGGUAAACGCCGCCAAGAAUACACACAUAUAAAGAGGCCCAAAUUAGAGACUACCACAUUUGCACCUCAACCCGAUUUUACGGAGCCCAUGUCGGUGGAAGACAAAAAGGCCUUCCACCGAGAGCUGAUGAAGCAUGUGGUAUAUGCAACAUCGGCGCCAGCUAAAGAAAUGCAGGAACAGACGCCGGAAACGGAAAUCUGUUAUAGAGGGCGUUGCAUAAAAUCUGAUGAUUUGCCAGCCAAUCAUAAAUUAAAUUAAUUUUAUUGUUAUUAUUAGAUAUUAACUAGGAUGUUCUAAAAUUGUUUUGUGUUAGUUCUAAAUUUUUCUGUUUCUUUUUUUAAUGCUGUCUCUCUCCUGUAUUAUUUUUAAUUCCUUCUUUUCACUUUCAUUAUCGUUUUGUGUUUCUAGAGAUUGUAGCUAGAUACCAAGUAGCAGCAGGGAAAUCAUAAAUCACUGUACACUUGGUGCACUAAGAAAAUUGUUUUGAAAUUUCCAAACAAGUAUUUUUCUGAAGAAAGCGACUUGUGGCUGAUUCGGUAUAUACAAAUUCGAAACAAGAAUAAGUUUGAAAUUUUCAAAAAAAACUUACACUUGAGUUAUAAUGGUGUCACAAUGGCCUACACGUUGUCGAUGUAAGUCUGUACUCAGUGACAUCCUAUUCGCGCAUAAGUUGUAAAGAAUGUUGAAAUGGGUUUGGGGUUCAAAAAGAAUUUUCCAGCAGCCCUAUUUUAGCAUCAAUAGUUUCUUAAGUUCAGAACCAUUAAUGUUUUGUUAGUUGAUUCGUUCUCCAAUUCGUCGAAAUCACUUGCUUUUCCUCCAUAAUAUCAGCUGAUUACGAUGAGUUGGCGAACGAACCGAAUGACAAUAUAUUAGUUUGGCUGACCGUUAGAUCCAGUAGUGCAGCGAUAUUUUUUAUUUACUUUCUUUCUCUCUCUUUUCUGUAAACUGAAACCAAAUUUCUCAGUUUCGAUUUCGUUACUUUAUUUUUUCUUUUUAUUUCAUUUUACUAUGUUUUUAUUACAAUAUUUUUUGAAAAUCUCUUGAAAAUCCCUCCUUUCGUUUCUCACUCUCUCUGUUACCCUCAUUAUUCCCAAUUUCUUCUUCUCUUCAUGUGUGAAUCGAAUUAAUGAAUGUGUCAUUUAUUUUUCUUCUUCAAAAAAAGUCAUAAAUAUCCUCAUACGCAUAUCUAUUUUAUUUAUUUCCCCCCCGCCCCCACAAAUCUAUUCUAUAAUUUGUAAUUAUUUAGCUUUAAUUUAUAACAACAACAACCAGAAAAGACAAAUGAACGAUUUUCAUGUAAUUAAUUAAUUUUAUUUAAUUAAGUUUUAAUACCUCUUUUGCUUAACUUUGUCUUAUCUUCUGUUUUCUAUACUUCUCAGAGAGUUGUAAGUUACCCAAUAAACUAAGGAUUAUUUAGUUUUUAAAAAAGUUUAUCAACUUGAAUUCUGUUACUUUUAUCAAUGAAAUCAUUACUACAUGAAAUUCUAUUGAAUUUAACUAUAUGUCAAAUUGAAUUCCGAUUUUGCAGACUUACAGUGCGCUACAAAAGUCUACAUAUACAAAAUAGCAUGCAUAUUGACUUACAAAUUCUACUUUUCAUAUAGUUUAAUUAAAAUUUAUUUCAUAUAGUAUUGUGUAUUGUUGUUCAAUUAACGAUCAAUAUCAUAUAUGAAUUAACGAAUUUCUGAACCUAAGCUAAGUUUCUAAGGCGUCUGUCAGUUGAAUCUUACUAACAAAUUUGGAUAUUCUAUUGUUGAAUUCAACUUGAAAAAAUUUUAAACUUUUUUUAUAAUAUCAAGUGUU